Molecule: messenger RNA, 1738 nt
Organism: Aspergillus versicolor CBS 583.65
Lineage: Eukaryota; Fungi; Ascomycota; Eurotiomycetes; Eurotiales; Aspergillaceae
Product: class I SAM-dependent methyltransferase
Exons: 1
Coding region: 385-1551 (388 amino acids)
Biological process (GO): ergosterol biosynthetic process
Cellular component (GO): endoplasmic reticulum
Molecular function (GO): sterol 24-C-methyltransferase activity
Source: RefSeq, a predicted model, not a curated record
AAUAGUAUAUUCAAGUAUAUUCAUCCGACUGUUCCGGUACCAGAUCUGGAGCCCACUCAUGCCACCAACCACCCUCUACGACUCUAACUCCCCCGGGCAGUCAGACGGCAAAUCAAUAUAACUCGCUCUUGGAGACCCCCGACGCACGGAGAACAAACUGGAGCUCGAAAAAUAAAUCCCCUUCUGGUAUUUUUGGCGCACUAGGGCCGUCUAUAAAUUGGGCCCUGGCCCGCCUCGUCCGUCUGGCGCCUGCUUUUCCAUGCGAUUGCUUGACAUGAUAUUCUCCGUCUCGACAUAGCUGUAGCUGUAUUCUCCUCACUGUCAUCAUUCUCGGUCAUUCUCGCUGAGAAACUACCACCAAGUGACCAAACGGCAUCUUGUAUAAUGGCCCAACUCGCAUCGCACCGCUCCGGGCGCAGCUCCGAGAGCUCAGUCGACGUCGUCGCGACCGAAAAGCAAAAGCUUGCAUCCGUGCAGCUGUCGCAAGAAAACAUCAACGGGCUGCCGGACCUGCGCAACUCCGCCUCCCCCAAACGCUGGAAGACCUUCUGGAAGUCCUUCCGCUACCUGCAGCACCUCACCCCGAAACAGGUCGACGACUUCAUGGCCUCGUACGUCAUCUACAACCUCGACUGGUCGGACGAGCAGGAAAUGGUGCGCGUCCUGGGCGCCAACUACCAGGAAAAAGUCGGCGACUGUCUGCAGGCGUACUAUGGCGUGCUCAACCACUUGUGCGCGCUGGGCGAUGUCGAGAAAAUGUAUAUCCCCCCGUUUAUGAGCGCGCGCGCGACCGUCCUCGAGAACCAGCUGCUGUACGAGGAGUCGAUUGCGCACGACAUUGGGCUGAACAGCGGAGAUCGGGUGUUGGAUCUGGGCUGUGGGCGCGGGCGCGUCGCGGCGCAUAUGGCGCAGUAUUCCGGCGCAAAGGUAACAGGGCUGAAUAUCGAUCCGAACCAGGUGGCGCAGGCGACCAAGUUCAAUGAGGAGAUGGGGUUCGGCGAGACGAAUGAGUUUGUCGUGCAGGACUUUAAUGCGCUGCCGCUGCCCUUUGACGAUGCGAGCUUCGAUGCCUUCUACCAGAUCCAGGCGCUGAGUCUGUGUAAGGACCUCGGUGCGUUAUUCCGCGAGAUCUACCGGGUGACGAAGCCGGGGGCUAGGAUCUCGCUGCUUGACUGGGUCAGUCUGCCCCGGUAUGACGGCGCGAACGAAGAGCAUGCCGAGCUGAUGCGGCGCGUGAAGCCGUUGAUUGGGGCUGUGGGCACGCCGACGCCAGAGAUCCUCGAGACGGCGCUGCAGGAGGCCGGGUUCACGGUGCUGCGGUCGGAUAAUGCCAGCGUGGGCGACCUGCAGGCGCCGCUGAUUGACAAGGUGGACUUGUACUUCCGGUCGAUGCGCCAGGUGAUUCUGGGGCUGGUCAAGACGCAUGUCCUGCCCAAGCACUUCAAGACGCUCAUCAACCGGCUGUGUCUGGAUGGGCAGGCGUUUGUCAAGAUGGACAAGCUGCGUCUGAUCACGACGAGUUAUCGCAUCAUUGCGCAGAAGCCAACCUGAUGCCAGAGACGCAUCUCUGCUGCUGCUGCUGCUGCUUUUGCUAGAGCUGUCUUUAAGCCGGAGUUGGUUUGCAUCUUUAUUGUUUUCAUUUUUUCAUUUCGUGUUUUGUUGUAGGAUACCCGGUUGGGUGGGCGUCCAUAUGUCCAUAGAGGCGUAUAUAGAAUUGAUUCUCCCAACUUUCCCCGAC